AUGGCAAAACUAAGCCUGAGCAAAGAAGAAACAGUAAGAUUGAUCCUUCAAUACCUUGAAGCUAACGAAUAUCAUCGAGCUCUCAUUGAGCUUGAAAAGGACUCAAAAGUAAAAUUGCGACGAUAUGGCAAAGAAAUUGACUUUUUCUGCAAUCUAAUUACAGAUGGUCGCUUUGAAGAUGCAGAAACCUUCAUUACACCUCUAAAAAACCGUAGCGAGCCAAGCUAUAAUAAAGUUCUUUACACCUUGAGAAAGCAGCGAUUUUUAGAAGCAUUAGAAAGCGCCACAGAUCCAAAGCUCGAUGAUCUUGUGGGAUGGCUAAAAGAGCUCGAAUCUGUUGCAGCAAGAGAAGAUUUUAGUGAACUGUGCCAUAUAAUCAGCCUCAACAAAAUAAUAGACCAUCCUGACUAUGCGAAUUGAAAUAUCUACAGAGGACGCAUCAACUGCUUCAAUGACUGUUUAAAAUUUUUAAGUGAAAUUUAUGGUAUUUUACUAUAAAUUUCUAUUUAAAAUCAUAUAUUUAUGUAUAAUAUAAGUCAAGAGAAACUAGAUAUCCUAUUUCUGCAAGCGAGUUACCUAAAUGCUCUUUAACUGAACUCCUAGGGCAACUAAACAGUGUUGAAAUUUUAGGGGAAACUGGAAAUAUGAGAAGUCCAAAGUUCAACUCAGAACAAAAUAAAAUUCGAGGAAGCUUCAGGUACUCUCAGGAAUUGAAUGAAGAAAAAAAGGAAAACGCUUCUGAAGGAAGUCUAGUAAUUAAUGAGGCAGAAAAUCAAGCAGAUCGUGAAGAAGAAGCUAAAGGAAACAAUAAAAAAGUAUCGUUCUGGAAUAUACCAAAAGUAACAGAAGAAGUUUCAGAUGAGGAAAAUAAAAUUGUAUAUAAUAUUGAAGAACUCGACGUAAUGUCGCCAGGCGAAGAUCAUUCACUAGGUGAAGACCACGAAGAAAUGUUCAGACAAUCUAGCCAAGAGCUUAUGGCUAGUUUUAAUCCUGCUCUGCUCAAAGAAAUGGCCAGAAUUGAAGAUGCCAAGCCAAUUCGCUGUUCAGCCUUCAACGUCUCUGGAGACUACUUCGUCCUCGGCACAAAUUCUAAUUCAAUCAAAGUUUGUUCAAUGCACAACAUCGUCGACGGCCUCAUGUAUAAUGAGCACCAAGGCCGCGAGCAGUAUAUAGACAUCGUAUUUGAGCUUCGUCGAGCUUAUAUAGGCUCAGUUUACUGCAUUGAUUGGUCACGUUCCGAAACCCAAAUUGCUGCUGGCUAUAGCGAUAAAAACAUCCGUGUCCUAUUUUGCCCAGACUUUUUAGAACUCCAGGAAACUCAAUCAGAAACUUUGAUGUGUGAAGAAGGAAGAUAUCUUAACGGAGAAGGAGAGCUCCCAGAAAUAAUGGAAGUUGUACUACAAGGACACCAAGAUAUCGUAAGAACUGUCUGCUAUAACCCAGUUGACGAUAGGAUCUUGUUAAGCGGAGGAAGCAAUGAUGGAGAUAUCAAAGUAUGAAAUACAGAAACUGGGCAAUUUUUACAGAAAUUACAAGGACACAAUGGGUCAAUUUUCCAAAUAGCAGCUGAAGGGAAAGCAAGCUAUUUUAUAUCUGUCGCAACUGAUAGGACGCUUAGGCUGUGGGACUUAAGAAGCAAUAAAUGCCAGAUGACGCUGAAUGGGGAGUCUUUUGCAGAGAUGACUUCAGUUGCACUCACUAAUUCAGCAACGCAAGUGAGGGCAGAAACCAAAGACAAAAUUACAAAUAUUUUUUUGAAGAGGCAGCAAGGCAAACAAGCUGCUCCUGCAAAGCCAAAUUUAGCUGCAGUUGGGCAUGCAGAUGGAAUAGUAACUGUAUGGGACAUCAAUGCAGGGAGGCUGUAUUCAAAGAACUCAUAUCACUUAGCUGAGUGUAGAAGCGUUGAUUUUUCAGCCGACACUCGAUGGCUGGUUUCUUCUUCAUUCGACCGUAGCAUUGGCUUAGUACAAAUGGAUACCGGCUCAGCAUGCAGGCUUGAAUAUCACGAAGACAGGGUGGUUUCAGCUCGAUGGCACCCAUUUUUACCAAUUUUGCUGUCGACUUCUGCAGACAAAACUGCAAGGAUAUUUUCUCCAUAA
Molecule: messenger RNA, 2099 nt
Organism: Blepharisma stoltei
Lineage: Eukaryota; Ciliophora; Heterotrichea; Heterotrichida; Blepharismidae
Source: the annotation of a GenBank genome assembly